AUGGUCAAGUCCUUUGCUUCCUUCGCCACGUCCGCCGCCAUCCUCACCGCUGUCGCCACCGCCGCGUCCGUACCCGACGGCACGUGGCCAACCAGCACGGGCACCGUGCAGUACGCGACGGCCCACAUUGUCAAGGCCGGUGAGGUGUUCGACGGCAAGAUGCAGACGUUCGAGCGCUCCGACGUCUCGUGCGAGGGCCAGACCGAGAGCGGAUCAGACACCGCGGUGUUCAAGGUGGAGGCCGGUGGCACCCUCAAGAACGUCAUUAUCGGCAAGAACCAAAUGGAGGGCGUCCACUGCGACAACCACGACUGCACCAUCGAGAACGUGUGGUGGGACGAUGUGUGCGAGGACGCCCUGAGUAUCAAGGGCGGAACCGCCUCCAGUGUGUCGACUGUCACGGGUGGCGGUGCUCGCUCGGCCGACGACAAGGUGAUCCAGCACAAUGGCUUAGGCACCGUCAACAUCGACGGCUUCUACGGCGAGGACAUCAGCAAGCUCUACCGGUCGUGCGGCACGUGCGGCGACAAGGCGAAGAAGGUGUCCGUUUCGAACGUUCCAGCGGGGACAAGGUGA
Phytophthora nicotianae INRA-310 is the source of this 576-nucleotide messenger RNA. RefSeq lists its product as hypothetical. The transcript is spliced from 2 exons. Gene Ontology annotation, biological process: pectin catabolic process. Gene Ontology annotation, cellular component: extracellular region. The record is from RefSeq and is a predicted model, not a curated record. Bases 1 to 576 code for a protein of 191 amino acids. Lineage: Eukaryota; Oomycota; Peronosporomycetes; Peronosporales; Peronosporaceae. Gene Ontology annotation, molecular function: pectate lyase activity.